Molecule: messenger RNA, 2979 nt
Organism: Dipodomys spectabilis (banner-tailed kangaroo rat)
Lineage: Eukaryota; Metazoa; Chordata; Mammalia; Rodentia; Heteromyidae
Gene: Rnf185
Product: ring finger protein 185
Exons: 7
Coding region: 140-718 (192 amino acids)
Biological process (GO): ubiquitin-dependent protein catabolic process
Cellular component (GO): endoplasmic reticulum
Molecular function (GO): ubiquitin-like protein conjugating enzyme binding; ubiquitin protein ligase activity; metal ion binding
Source: RefSeq, a predicted model, not a curated record
UAGGAGGGGUCGGAGGUACGAUCUUCCUGACUGACGCGGCGGUCUGUCUGUAGUCAGCGGACGUACGGACCGGCACGGGCGGCUUUGGCAGGAUUUUCCUGGGAAAAAUCUUCACUGAGCACUUUGCUGACAACCAAGGAUGGCAAGCAAGGGGCCCUCAGCCUCUGCAUCCCCUGAGAACUCAAGUGCAGGGGGACCCAGUGGGAGCAGCAACGGCACUGGUGAGAGUGGAGGGCAGGACAGCACCUUCGAGUGCAACAUAUGCCUGGACACCGCCAAGGAUGCUGUCAUCAGCCUGUGUGGCCAUCUCUUCUGUUGGCCAUGUUUACAUCAGUGGUUGGAGACCAGACCUAACAGGCAAGUGUGUCCAGUAUGUAAAGCUGGCAUCAGCCGAGACAAGGUCAUUCCUCUCUAUGGCAGGGGUAGCACUGGGCAGCAGGACCCCAGAGAGAAGACCCCUCCUCGUCCCCAAGGCCAGAGGCCAGAGCCGGAGAAUAGAGGGGGGUUUCAAGGAUUUGGAUUUGGAGAUGGUGGCUUCCAGAUGUCUUUUGGAAUUGGGGCAUUUCCUUUUGGGAUAUUUGCCACAGCAUUUAACAUAAAUGAUGGACGGCCUCCUCCAGCUGUCCCUGGGACACCUCAGUAUGUGGAUGAGCAGUUCCUGUCACGCCUCUUCCUGUUUGUGGCCCUGGUGAUCAUGUUCUGGCUCCUAAUUGCCUAAUGCUGGGCUCCAUAGCCGGGCCUCUGGUCUGGUAAUGUGCCACUUGUUCUCCUGGAUAAUCUUGACCCCUGAACUCAGUGGGGUCAGUAACCCUUCAAGGAGUCUUGCUUCUCUUAGGCACAUGGAACUCAAGACCAGUUGGCAAGGACCCCCACCGCGUGUCCCUACGCAUUAACACCCUUUCGCAACCUCAGGCCUUGGUGCUGAGUCCCUCUCAUGGGUGGCACCAUGAAAUCCUGUUCCAGCUUAUUCAGCAGGUCCUGACUCUUGACAGGGAAGAGAUGGGAGGAAAGAAACUGUGAGGGUUUCUUUCACUGGAGUUUUAUAUUACAAAAACAAAGGGAUGAACCAAAUGGUAUUUAUGGAAACUUUUUUCAUCUCUAAAUAUCCCUUGGUAAGUGACGCCCCACAAGCCAGCCAGGGCUCCUCGCACAGGGAAGUUCUGCCUCCAGAUCCCAGUGCUGCUCUGUUCUUCUCCCCUCCCUUUCCUCAGCCCAGACACAGGAAACUGCUGGCCCAUGAAGAGGAUAAUUGCAUCAGCAGAAGCUGAGGUCACUUCACGAAUCCACCAGAGAUGCGAAGAUCUGUUCCAGGCUGUGGACCUUGCUCAGUGUGUGUGGUUCCAGAAAAGAGCUUAAAGGACCUCUUGCAGAGCUUGUCCCUGAGGAGACAUGUUUCACUCUCAGGUGUCCCCCUAAUCAGCUGUCCCCUCAAAAUUGUGGGCACUUGUUCCCCUCUUCCAGAGGGCAAACAGUCAGAUUACACUGAAGCUGAGAUUGACUGCCUGCGUUAGGAAAGACCUCAAGUUCCAGCCUUUGGUGGGGUUCAGAGCUCUGGUGCAAGAACCACCAAACAUGUAGCACAGGCUCUGAAUGCAUCCUCUCUCAGAACUUGCUCAGAGGAAGCUGGAGGUUUUCCCAGCUGAUAUAGAGGACCACCAGCGUCAGAAACCAAGUUGUUCUUUAUAAUGAGGCAGGGAGUGGGGAGACCGCCACCCUGUGACCCUGCUUUGAGUAGGGCUUGAUAGAGCUCCCCGAAGGCAGGGAAGCCUGGGACUCUCAGCAGCAACCCUCGAUGCUCUGUGAAGACAACAUGGCAGGGCCACCGACCUUCAGGACAUGGAUACGAUAUGGUCUUCCUUCCUCUGGAGUCCAGAUGGAAUUAUCCUUUCUAAACCCUUGAUUUUUUUUUUUUUUAAUUUCACAAGCUUUUUCCUCUGCGUCUAUAGUUGUGAAUCAAACAAUUAGGUCACUGGCCAGGCUCAUCAGAGAAAUUUCAGCUUCCUUGAGACCUUGGUGGUGAUGGAAGGAAGACUUCCACUAGGAGCCUCUUGCUCACUUCUCUAACCCACUCUGCUCCUAGCUCGCCCUGCAGUGCUCAAGAAAUAGGACAAAGCCUUCCCUCAUGUUUUGUUUUUGUUUUUCUCCCAAAAAAUUUUGACUCAAGACCUUGGAUGACACAAGAAGCCCUCCUCCCCUCUGCACAGUGAUGUCCCCCUCCGUUGCACCUGCCAGUGCCCGAGUUCAGUGUUGAAACAGACAAAAUACAAAGUAUUGAGUAGGUGAUUCGUUCAUGAGUCCACUUGGUAGGAAUUAGCCACCAGCUUUACAGUGUGCUGCUGGAUUUUAAACAUUCUUAGGCAUCUCCUCAAGUAUGUUCUUCUUAUUACCUGAAAGCCAAAGUUUCAGGGGCCAUUGGAAUGUCUCUGCUCUAAAGAAAGAAUUGAUGAGAUCCCUUUGCAGUGGCCCCAACCAGUAGAGGGAGAACUUCAGCCCGCUGAGCUCAACAGAAAUGGAUUUGUAGAAGACUUGUGGGUAGGAGGACAAAUCAUUUGGAUUAUGAUGAAAUGGAGUGAGCUCAGGAGAGCACCAGCAAAGGCAUUCAGAAACACACUGGAGCAAAGCUAGGUUGGCUGUUUGCCCUUUGAUUGUGAACCUUGUAAGUCCCCACUCUUACCCUGUGCCAGGAGCUGGGUCAGGAGAGCCAACUUAGGACUGCUGGCUCAGCCCUAGCAGGCACCUUCCCGCCCCUUUGCAGAUUCACCACCCAGCCCUCUACCAAGGCAUUUUUCUUCUUUCCUUCUGUGUGUGUUGUCUGUGUUCUUGCCCACCUCCUACCCCGCCCCCAACCACUCUUGUGGACAAGGACCAGGUCCCGACCACAGUCAGAAAAUGCAAUAUGUAUAGCAGCACACUUGACCAGUCACUGAUUUUUCACUGUUGUGAAAGUGAUUUGAUUUAGAAUUAAACAGUUUUACACUA